ACAAGGAGUUUAUAUUCAUUCAACUUGUUGAAGUACUCCCGCAGUCUGGAGUGAAGUUUGUUGGACUGUAUAUGAGGAUUUAUCAAGCAAAGAUCUUUCCGGUGGAUUAAGCUACGUUUUGUUUAUCAUGGACUGAUGAAGCAGGCUAAAGACUUGGCAAACAUGGCAGGUGCAGACAGUGAAGUCAAAACUCUGCUCAAUUUUGUAAAUCUGGCCUCCAGUGACAUAAAGGCGGCCCUGGAUAAGUCCGCUCCGUGCAGGCGCUCCGUGGAUCACCGGAAAUACCUGCAGAAGCAGCUGAAGCGCUUCUCUCAGAAGUAUCCCAGAGUGCCAAGGUGUCACGCGCACAGAUCCGUGGAUUACAGAUGUCUCAAGCCGGCGGGGGCAGCUCAUCAGAGCGCGGAGGCCAGCUCCGACGCGCAGGACGUGGAGAACGUGGACCAGGUGCCCAUGAGGAAGCGCCAGCUGCCUGCCUCGUUUUGGGAGGAACCCAGGCUGAUGAAAGCCAGACGGGACAAAUCAUGCUUGAAGAGAAGCCCCGUGGGAGCAUCCGAUGGGGGAGAAAAGAGGAAAACGACCGUGGAUGAUGACGCAAAGGCCUCUCCCUCCAAUCGGCGCAGUUGUGCAGAUAAAGAGGUGCUGAAACUGGAUGUGACCUCUCACCACACGGUGAGCGUCUGCGGCUGCUGCCCCUUUCAGUACCACGGACACCACGUCCUCCACAGCCACAUUGUCGUCCCCCAUCCGCCCCUGGGACUGUGGAGCAAGGCGGCAGGAACCGAGGAGCAUCCUUAUGUUCAGAGACUUCACACACACGUUGUGGUCAAACCCAUACCCACCAAGCCCUCUGCUCAGUCACCAAUCCUCAGUGUGUUUGGAUUCAUUUAAGCAGCAUGCAUGUGUAAAUAGGACAUUUGUUGGUUUUAAUAAUAAUAUUUGGGAAUUUCAUAAAGAGAUGCUUCCUUAAGCACUUAUUGGAAUACUGCAUCUCCUUUUCUUUUAACCUAAAUUGCACUGGCUCCAAAAAAAAUUCACCAGCUUCUCUUUUAUGACACCUAUAAACACUGCCGGCACGUUUUAAAAGUUUCUUGUUGUGCACAGAGAGUG
Nematolebias whitei (Rio pearlfish) is the source of this 1107-nucleotide messenger RNA. RefSeq names its product protein FAM181A. The transcript is spliced from 2 exons. The coding region runs from base 136 to 888 and encodes 250 amino acids. NCBI's taxonomy places the organism in Eukaryota, Metazoa, Chordata, Actinopteri, Cyprinodontiformes, Rivulidae. The record is from RefSeq and is a predicted model, not a curated record.